AUGUAUAUUGAGAAAAUUGAAAGUGUUUCCACCCCCGACAGUUUCCACAGGCAUUUCCAAGAUAUCUUAUUCUGGGGAUUUGAUGUGAUUAUGCUAUCUAUGAGCACCGUUUGGACACAAAUGCUCUCUGGACUUCCGCGUGACUCCCGCGGAUCCCUCGAAGUCUUCAAUCCAGACUCCGCUGCCGCCGCUUCAAAUCGGGUGACCACCUCCCCAUUCCUCCUCCCUCCUGCAGUUGCUUCCCAUCCUAGCCUCGCCGGGGAUGAUGAGGAUGCUGACGUGGGUCGGGCGACACAGAGGGCCGCCGAGUGGGGCCUUGUCCUCCAGACCGACGAGCACACCAGCCGCCCCCAGGGCGUCGUCGCCCGCCCCUCCGGCGGCUCCAACCGCACCAGCGAGAGUGGAAACUCCAUCGACGAGAGGGUCGCCGCUGGUAGAGCACUCCCCCGAGUGUCGGAGGAGCUCCGCGCCGCACUCUCUGCGUUCCACCGCUUCCUUCAAGGUUCUGGGACCGUCAGCCGCUUCCUUCAAGGUUUUGGGACCGACCCCGUAGAGAUUUCGAAGAUCAGACGGGCUCUCGCAACUGGGUCAAAUUACUGUGGUCGUAUUCUCAACUACAAGAAGGAUGGUACACCAUUCUGGAACCUCCUAACUGUUGCCCCCAUCAAGGAUGAGGAUGGCAGGGUCCUCAAGUUCAUUGGGCCAGCUUUUUCAUUAUAUAUAUCAUCAUGCCAUUUUAUAGUUUUGUUCAGCACUAUAGUUAUUAUAAACCUUGGUGUGCAAUGUGUCACAGGAUGCAAGUGGAAUCUUAUUAGUAUGGGUCAUGGAAAUGUGGAGAAGAACAUUCUAAAACCAAGGGAAGAUACGCUACUUGAUAGCGAUGAUGAGAGACCAGAAAGCUUUGAUGAUGAUUUUAGGAGGAAAGAAAUGAGAAGGGGUAUAGAUUUGGCUACUGCGCUUGAACGUAUUGAAAAGAAUUUUGUCAUCACUGACCUGAGGUUACCGGAUAAUCCAAUUAUUUUUGCAUCGGAUAGCUUUUUGCGAUUGACAGAGUAUUCACGUGAAGAAAUAUUGGGAAGAAAUUGUAGGUUUCUUCAAGGGCCUGAAACUGACCGUGGGACAGUAAAGAAGAUAAGAGAUGCCAUAGAUAACCCCUCAGCUGAUAAAUUAUACAAAGAGCGGUACAUACUCUUCACAUGCUCCCAUGUUCUUGGUGAUGUUCAAUACUUCAUUGGGGUUCAGUUGGAUGGAACUGAGCGUGUUCGAGAUGCUGCUGCAAAAUAUGGUGCCAUGCUGGUUAAGAAAACUGCGGACAAUAUUGAUGAGGCUGCAAAGGAACUUCCGGAUGCUAAUUUGAGACCAGAGGAUCUAUGGGCUAAUCACUCAAAACCAGUCUUGCCAAAGCCACAUAUGAAGGAUACCGCAUCAUGGAGAGCCAUCCAAAAGGUUCUUGAGAAUGGUGAAAGCAUCGAUUUGAAACAUUUUAGACCAGUAAGACCCUUAGGAUCUGGUGACACUAGCAGUGUCCACUUGGUGGAGUUGCUUGGCAUAGGUGAAUACUAUGCCAUGAAAGCUAUGAAUAAAAGUGUCAUGCUUAACCGAAACAAGGUCCAUAGAGCUACCGCUGAACGACAAAUCUUGGAUAUGUUGGACCACCCAUUCCUUCCGACAUUGUAUGCAUCAUUUCAGACAAAGACACAUGUAUGUCUUAUUACCGACUAUUAUGCUGGCGGGGAACUCUUUAUGCUCCUCGAUAGACAACCUAUGAAGGUACUGAAGGAAGACGUGGUUAGGUUCUAUGCUGCAGAAGUGGUCACGGCACUUGAAUACCUACAUUGCCAAGAAGAUGAUAAGAAGAAAAAGAGGAGGAAGAGCAGGAGCAAUCCCAUAUUCUUUGCUGAACCAAUGCGAGCAUCAAAUUCUUUUGUUGGUAUAGAGGAGUACAUUGCGCCAGAGAUUAUUACCGGAGCCGGCCAUACAAGUGCUGUAGAUUGGUGGGCGCUAGGAAUUCUUCUAUAUGAGAUGUUGUAUGGUUAUACACCGUUCAGAGGGAAGACAAGACAAAGGACCUUUGCUAAUAUUCUGCACAAGGAUAUCAGAUUUCCUGCGAGCAUACAGGUGAGCCUUGCGGCAAGAUGGUUGAUAUACCGGUUGCUACACCGGGACCCUACAAAUAGGCUAGGUUCCUACGAGGGCUCCAUGGAGAUCAAACAACACCCAUUCUUCCAUGGCAUAAACUGGGCUCUAGUUCGUGCCGCCACACCCCAGAAUUAG
Messenger RNA from Miscanthus lutarioriparius, 2274 nucleotides. The record is from the annotation of a GenBank genome assembly. Lineage: Eukaryota; Viridiplantae; Streptophyta; Magnoliopsida; Poales; Poaceae.